AUGGCAGGCUGGGGAGUCUUCUUCGUGUCCCUCCUCAACUACAAGACAGAGAAGUUUGUCAUCGCCGAAAACCGCAAAAUCGGGAUAUUGUUUAGACUGUAUCAGCUGGCCGUGCUGGGAUACAUAAUCGGGUGGGUGUUUGUGGUGAGGAAAGGUUACCAGGAGAGAGAAGAGGCCGUCCAGACCUCAGUCAUCACCAAGCUUAAAGGUGUCACACUGACCAACAGCUCUGAGACCGGGCUUUACCUGUGGGGUGCUGAGGAUUAUGUCAUACCCCCGAAUGGUGAGCAGGUGUUCUUCGUAGUAACAAAUUAUAUAGAGACCCCCAACCAGAGGCUUGGGUUCUGCGCUGAGAGCUAUAAGGUGCCAGAUGGACGAUGUCAAAGUGAUGAUGACUGUGUCGAAGGGGAGGCUGUUAUAGCUGGCAAUGGAAUAAAGACCGGGUUGUGUUUAAACAGCACUGGGACCUGUGAGAUUCACGCCUGGUGUCCUGUUGAAUACAGCGAGAGACCCACAGAGCCCUUACUGAGCGAAGCAGAAAACUUCACCAUCUACAUCAAAAAUUUCAUCAGGUUCCCAAAGUUUGAAUUCUCCAAGUCCAACGUCCUUGACACCUCUAACGACAGCUACCUGAAAAGAUGCUCCUACGACAGAGAGGACAACCUGUACUGCCCCAUCUUCCGCCUCGGAGACCUGGUCAGCUGGACUGGAUAUGACUUCCAGGGCUUGGCUGCUAAGGGUGGGUCCAUUGGUAUUCUCAUUGAGUGGAACUGUGACCUGGAUAAGGACUCCUCACAGUGUAAUCCACAGUACAGCUUUACCCGUUUGGACAUAAACUUGAACAACUCGGUCACAUCAGGAUACAACUUCAGAUACGCCAGGUAUUACAAGGAUCAAAAUGGUGAAACCUUUCGCACUUUGUAUAAAGUGUAUGGGAUUCGCUUCGAUAUAAUGAUCAACGGCCAGGCCGGCAAAUUCAAUAUUGUUCCAACAAUAAUUGCCAUAGGCUCUGGUGUUGCCUUGCUGGGUGCAGGAGCCUUCGCAUGUGAUAUGAUUCUACUGUACAUGAUGAACACGAGCUCCUUCUACCGAGAGAGGAAGUUUGAAAUCAUCAACUUUAAGAAAGAGCGGACCAAAUCCAAGGAAGGGAAGACAGGACAGCGGGAAAGGAGAUCCAGGAAACCAGCUGGGGAGAAAGAGGACGCCAACUCAACCAAAAAGGACACAGAAGACACUGCAGAGAGCCAGCUGCCUGUGGACCAACGGGGUCCCACCAUUCCACGCAACACAGGACAGCGAUACUCUGCUGCCAUUCUCUCUCCCCAAGGUGCAGAGCCAAGGCAUCACAUCACCUUCUCUUCAGACUGUUAA
This is a messenger RNA of Anoplopoma fimbria (sablefish), 1371 nucleotides long. RefSeq names its product purinergic receptor P2X, ligand-gated ion channel, 5 (gene p2rx5). Gene Ontology annotation, biological process: monoatomic cation transmembrane transport; response to ATP. The record is from RefSeq and is a predicted model, not a curated record. Gene Ontology annotation, cellular component: plasma membrane; nuclear inner membrane. Lineage: Eukaryota; Metazoa; Chordata; Actinopteri; Perciformes; Anoplopomatidae. The coding region runs from base 1 to 1371 and encodes 456 amino acids. The transcript is spliced from 12 exons. Gene Ontology annotation, molecular function: extracellularly ATP-gated monoatomic cation channel activity; purinergic nucleotide receptor activity.